UCCUCACUCUUUUCUUCUUCUUUUUUUCUCUCAAUUAACUUCAAUGGCUGUGGUAAACUCUCUUUCAACAUCUUUUCUAAUUACCAAAUCAUCUUUCACUACAAGGACAACAAGGCUGCCGGUCCACAGACAAGUGGUGUUUGCAAGUGUUCAUGACAAUAUUUCAAACAACGUAUCAUCAUCAUCAUCGCCAUCAUCGUCAUCAUCAACAACAACAACUCCUUGUCAGAUCAAAUCAACUUCGAAAAAUGGGCUUAAGGUAUUUGAAGAUAAGUCAACGGGUGUAGUUUGUUAUAGAGAUGAAUAUGGAGAAAUCACAUGUGAAGGAUAUGAUGAAGGCCCUCGUUUUUGUCACCAAACCCCAAAGUCUCCUUCUAAAUCAAGAGACGAAGAGAUGGUAGAGCUCCUUCAAAGAAAUUGGUUUCAUAUAGCUGAUGUUGCUGUGGAAUGAAGAGAUUUAAUGCAUUCUUAACGGGUUAAAUCAACUCGAUUAUAUAUAUGCCUCAAGUUCAAGCUAAUUAGAUAUUGUUACUCGAAUAUUAUGUAUCCGUUCUGUUUUAUUCAGACUCAUCAUAGUUGUCGCUGUUCUAAUAGCCAGUAUAAUUUCACAAAAAGAUGAGGGGUAUUGGCUUGCUUUUUCUUUUUCUUUUUUUACUAAUUAAAAUGUAUAUAAGUAGUACAACUUGUGUAUUGACAAUUUAUUUUUCACUUUCAACCUAAUGUUUUUGCUUCCAAUCCUCACAAUUUGUAUAUAUAUAUAUAUAAGAAUGGAUUUUACUGUUUAGUGACAGAAAAUGUU
Molecule: messenger RNA, 799 nt
Organism: Solanum pennellii
Lineage: Eukaryota; Viridiplantae; Streptophyta; Magnoliopsida; Solanales; Solanaceae
Exons: 3
Coding region: 44-451 (135 amino acids)
Source: RefSeq, a predicted model, not a curated record